AGCUCGCAGUUUUUGUCUAGAUUCAGACGAGGCAACAUGAAACCCACGCUCUACUACGACGACCGAAGUCCACCGGUUCGAAGUUGUUUGCUUCUCAUUAAGAUUCUAAACAUUGACGUUGAAUUAAAAUUUAUAGAUUUAUUUAAAGGCGAACAAUUGAAGCCAGAUUUCUUAGAGAUAAAUCCAGCACACUCAGUGCCGGUAUUGCAGCACAAUGGACUCACUCUAAAUGAUAGUCAUGCAAUUUUAAUUUAUUUAUGUGAAUACUUUGAUGGCGGAGCUGAUUGGUGGCCCGAAGAUAAACUCGAACGGAUUAAAGUUAUUAACAAAUUAUUUCUUGAAUGUUCAUUUUUAUUUCGAAGAGAUAGUGAUAUGAUGUCGGAAAUUGUAAGGAAGGGAUUCGAUAAUAUCGAUUUGGCAUUCCAUGAGAGGAAAAUUCUCGAGGUUUAUUCUGGUCUGGAGAAGAAUCUGUCAAUGGACCGAUAUAUGUCUGGAAGCAAAAUGUCAAUCGCAGAUUUAUCAUUCCUGACCACAUUAAGCACCGUGGAUCUCAUGUUUCCAAUAACAGCAGAGAAGUGGCCUCGCUUAAAUGAAUGGUUUAAAGACAUGAAACAUACACUUGGAGCAACAUAUAGCGAAUGCAAUGUCACUGGAUUAGAAAAAUUGAGAGAUAUGAUAGAAAAGAUGGGAAAGUUUAAGUUUCCAACAAGAGGAAAUAAUUAAUUUUUGAAAACACGUAAAUGUAAUUUUCUCUUUGACAAGAGUACAUACAUAUUAUUUAAAAUGAAGUUUGUAUGAAUCUUGUUAUUUCUUUUGAAAUUCUAAAUAAACAAAGCUCGACAUUGAAAAGCUGAA
Messenger RNA from Eupeodes corollae, 855 nucleotides. It is a transcript of the gene GstE14, whose product is annotated as glutathione S-transferase E14. Gene Ontology annotation, biological process: glutathione metabolic process. NCBI's taxonomy places the organism in Eukaryota, Metazoa, Arthropoda, Insecta, Diptera, Syrphidae. The record is from RefSeq and is a predicted model, not a curated record. The transcript is spliced from 4 exons. The coding region runs from base 37 to 723 and encodes 228 amino acids. Gene Ontology annotation, molecular function: glutathione transferase activity.